Molecule: messenger RNA, 654 nt
Organism: Necator americanus (New World hookworm)
Lineage: Eukaryota; Metazoa; Nematoda; Chromadorea; Rhabditida; Ancylostomatidae
Exons: 6
Coding region: 1-654 (217 amino acids)
Molecular function (GO): protein binding
Source: RefSeq, a predicted model, not a curated record
AUGAGGAGAGAGGAGCAAGUUUACAAGAGAGGAGUUUUUAUGUGUGAAUUCGCGUCAACCUCCACUCUUCGACAAUUUGAGGUUGUUCUCUGUGGCGGUUCACUGUUUGUGAAUGCACAUUGGAUGGCGGAAUUAUCACCAUACUUCAACAGGAUUUGCUUCGAUCAAAAUUUUACGGAAGCACGUGAAGGAUGUGUACAUAUCAAGGAUGUUGACUAUGCUGAUGUGGUCGCAAUGUUGGAGUAUAUUUGCCCCGAUGCUAAUUAUUUGCGACAAAAACGUAUUGGAGACACAAAUCUCGCUGCACUGAUCCAUUGCUCACACCGGUUCCAGAUCCCAUCGCUUCAACGAGAAUUAUAUCAAUACUUGGAAAAUGAAAUGCCAUCCGAGGAUUGCAAACUUAAACCGGAAACGCUUGCCGAUGCUAUCGCUGAAGCGCUUAAUGCUCAUUUUAGUCCGAAAUUCAUAGCUCACAUGUACAAAAAAUUUGGAGAACAUGGACUUGAUAAAAUGCAGGAAGCGUUGAAAAAUAUGCCAAAUCCUUUAGCGGAAACAAUUUUGAGUGAAGCUCGAAAGUAUACGCCUGUAAUCACUCAAGAGCCAAUAUCGUCCACAUAUCAUUGGAAUGAUUUUUCCAGACGAAUGUUUUUCUAG